Molecule: messenger RNA, 2799 nt
Organism: Hansenula anomala
Lineage: Eukaryota; Fungi; Ascomycota; Saccharomycetes; Phaffomycetales; Wickerhamomycetaceae
Gene: UTP21
Product: rRNA-processing protein UTP21
Exons: 1
Coding region: 1-2799 (932 amino acids)
Biological process (GO): rRNA processing
Cellular component (GO): small-subunit processome; Pwp2p-containing subcomplex of 90S preribosome
Molecular function (GO): protein binding
Source: RefSeq, a predicted model, not a curated record
AUGCCUUCUUCCGUUGAAACCACCAAGAGAAGAAAGGUCGAUAACAGUACCGAUUCAAAAGCGGUCACGGCCAAACCUUCAAAAGUCUUUUCACCGUUCAGAGUUGUUGGUAAUGUCUCCAAUGAUACACCAUUUGCAGUUGGUACUUUAGGUACAACUUUUUACAUUGUUACAAGUGUUGGUCGUUCAUUUCAAAUCUAUGAUGCUAAUACACUACACUUGUUAUUUGUUUCUCAAACUCAAACUAGCUCCAAAAUCAAUGCCUUGACCGCGCAUUUCCAUUAUGUUUAUGCUGCCUAUGAAAAUAAGAUUGGUAUUUACAGAAGAGGUAAAUUGGAACACACUUUAGAAGUUGAUUCAGACGAGGUUUUGAACAAAGUUAUUGUAUUUGGUGAAUAUUUGGUUGCCACUUCUAAACAAAAUAUUUAUGUUUACAAAAAAGCUAAUGGUUUAAAAGUUGCAACUGAAUUCUAUACAAAACUUCCAGUAUCAACAUUAGAUGGUGAAAUUGUCGAUUUAUGUCAUCCUCCAACUUACUUGAACAAAAUUGUUGUCUUAACAACUUCAAACUUACUCAUUUUUAACAUCCAUUCGGGUAAAUUGUUAUACACAUCUGAAACUUUCACAGAUCAACUUACAACAAUUGAAUCAGCACCUGUAUUGGAUAUAAUAGCCAUCGGUACUGUUAAAGGUCAAGUUAUUCUAUAUAAUGUUAGAAAAGGUAGAAAAGUUCACUCAAUUGAAGCUGGUGAAUCCCGUGUUAAUGCUAUCUCCUUCAGAACUGAUGGUUCUCCUCACAUGGUUGCUGCCCUAAACACUGGUGAUUUAUACUUUUACGAUCUAGAUCGUGAUUCCCGUAUUCACGUUCUCAGAAAUGCUCAUCAAGAAUCUUAUGGUGGUGUUGCUAAGGCCCAAUUUUUGAAUGGUCAACCAAUCGUUGUUACAAACGGUGCUGAUAAUCAUUUGAAAGAAUAUGUCUUUGAUCCAUCAUUAUCAACAACAAACUCAGCUAUCGUUUCACCACCACGUCAUUUAAGAUCAAGAGGUGGUCAUUCAGCUCCUCCAUCUUCUAUCAUAUUUGCUGAUCCAACAUCUCACUACCUUUUAUCUGCUUCAAGAGAUCGUACAUUUUGGAGUUUCUCCCUACGUAAAGAUGCACAAUCUCAAGAAUUAUCUCAGAGAGCCCAUAAAAAAUCAAAUGGUUCAAGAGCUGCUGGUCCAAAUAUAAAGGAAAAAUUCCCAGAAAUCACAUCAGUUGCUAUUGAAAAUGCUAGAGAAGGUGAAUGGGAAAAUGUUUUAACUGCUCAUAAAGAUGAAACUUUUGCUCGUACUUGGGAUUCAAGAAAUAAAAGGGUUGGAAAACAUACACUAGCCACAAUAGAUAAUGGUGUUGCUAAAAGCGUUGCCAUUUCUCAAUGUGGUAAUUUUGGGUUAGUUGGUUCUUCAAAUGGUGGUAUAGGUGUUUAUAAUUUGCAAAGUGGUAUCCUGCGUAAAAAGUACCAAUUACAUAAAAAGGCUGUAACUGGUAUUGCCAUUGAUGGUAUGAAUAGAAAAAUGGUUUCAGUUGGUCUUGAUGGUAUUGUUGGGUUUUAUGAUUUUAGUAAAUCAGCUUACUUGGGCAAAUUGAAACUUGAUGCUCCAAUUACAUCACUUGUAUAUCAUAGAUCAUCAGACUUGGUUGCAUUAGGAUUAGAUGAUUUAUCAAUCGUUGUUGUUGAUUCAGUCACUCAAAAAGUUGUCCGUGUGUUAUGGGGUCAUAAAAAUAGAAUCACUUCAUUAGACUUCAGUCCAGAUGGUCGUUGGAUUGUUUCUGCUGCCUUGGACUCAACCAUUCGUACUUGGGACAUACCAACUGGUGGUUGUAUUGAUGGUAUUAGAGUUGCUAAUGUUGCCACUAGCGUUAAAUUCUCACCAUUAGGAGACUCGUUGGCCACUACACAUGUUUCCCAAUUAGGUGUUAGUUUAUGGACUAACCGUGCACAAUUCAAGCCAAUUUCAACAAGACAUAUUGAAGAGGAAGACUUUGCAGAUGUUACAUUGCCAAAUGUUUCUGGUGAAGGUGGUGCUUCAGUUUUAGAAGGUGCUUUUGAUAAAGAGGGUGAAGAUGUUGAAUUUACAAAUCACUAUGAAACUCUUGAUCAAAUUGAUAAGAACUUGCUCACGUUAUCAUUAGGUCCAAGAAGUAAAUUUGAUACUUUACUCAACUUGGAUGUUAUCAAAAGCCGUAACAAACCAAAAGAAGCACCAAAGAAACCUGAAAGUGCACCAUUUUUCUUACAAUUAUCUGGUGAAAAAGUUGGUGAUGAUGCUGCUGUUAGAGAAGGCGCUAAAUCUGCUAUUUUAGAUAAUAAACCAAAAGAUGGUGAAGAAGCACAGUCAGGAUUAUCGAGAUCUAAACCUGGUGUUAAUGCUGCAUUCGAAAGUGAAUUCACUAGAUUAUUACGUGAAGAUGCUGAUAAGAAUGAUUAUUCAAGAUUUUUGAAAUUUUUAACUAAUGCUUCACCAGCUGUUACUGAUCUUGAAAUCAAAUCACUAAACACACAACAGCCAUUAGAUGAAGUUGCUAACUUCAUAAAGGCUUUAACUCAAGGUUAUAAAUCUAAUGUCGAUGUUGAACUUCUCGAAGCUUGGAUGAGUAUGUUGUUGAAAAACCAUGGUGAUGUCUUGUUGAGUAUACAAGAUGAAAACGUUCUUGAUUCUUUACAAAAAUGGUACGAAUCUCAUGAAGCUAAGACUGAUAAGUUUGAUGAUCUUGUUAAAUAUUGUUCAGGUAUCAUUGGGUUAUUGACUUCAGUGUGA